CUCUACCGUGCAUGCACGACGUGGAAUCAUCAGGGAAAAGUCAUUAGUGUGACCGGCUUGGUAUUGCUCGAACGUCAUCUUCACACGGGACAUCCUGACGCAGCCAGCCUCGAUCUAGGUACAAAGGUUGCCGUUCAAUACUCCAGGCCGAAGACGACCAUGACCACAUCAUCACCUUCUUGACACAAUCACACUGGCACAAUAUGUUUCGACUCGUGCUGUGGACAUUGGUCGUCCCACUGGCAGCAGCACUAGACAGUGUCGCAGCUGAGACUGGCCCCUUGCGUCCCGGCAGCUCCUUCACCGACGCCGGGCGGCACGUCUACUUAGCCGCCGGCCAGAGCCCCAACGCGACAAGUGCCGUGUCUUUCGUCCGGACUUACAACAAUACGCUCGAGAGGUGGUCUUGGCGCGUCAGCAUCGCGGACAUUCCGAUUCCAAGUCCCAUUCAAGACCUCGGUCUGCCAUCGGCGAACUACUCCGCUGGCCAACACAUACGGAACACGCAGUACCAGCUGAGCUUUCCAACAAGCGGCCGCAAUGACAGCUUGCAGACGCUUCUCCGGGAACGCGACAUGUCACUAUACGUCAAUGCCUUCGCCGUCAAUGUCGAGAAGAGCGCCAUUAGCGGCUUCUCCAACGACGGUGACGGGUCAUGUGCGACGAUCUUAAGCGCCUCGUGCAUCCAGUCCAUCCAGGACGUGACUUUCGCGUCUGCGGGAAAGCAGUUCGACAUUUCCGCGCUCCAGAACUGCUCCAGCAUAUUCGCGCGCGGAUCCAGCGGGUCCGCGGCAUUUGGCGUCGCGCCCAUGAACUCGAGCUCUCCCGAUAGCAGCAGCGGCGAACUCUUUCCCGGCGGCGCGCUGUCCUAUUUCGAUUCCGAGUCCUACUCGUCGACUAACCGCACUGUACUGAACCAAGCGGAAGGCGCGCUGAACAUUCUUGUCCUGAAAUUUACCCCCCUCGCCCGCAGCGAAGGGCGAGGCGUGAACUCUGACCCGAGCAUUUUGUGCCAAGUGGUUGACAAGAGCAAAACCUCGGCGGCAAUUGGUCGUCCUAUGCCAUCGUCGGCCGUUUGGGCAGUGCUGGCGCUUGGUCUGCUUGCUUCAAUGAUUAUGGCCUGAUCUGAAUCGUGCCUUUACGUCGCCUUUGGCAAUACAACGGACAAACUUUUAUAGUAAUGCCUGACUCUGACGGAGGUCGCCCAUCACUUCGAUCGAGCUGUCAUUACCGUCGUAGGCGUCCCUGCUGUGGUAGCUCGAGAUGUCUGGAGUCUUGCCAAUCCACAUAGUAAGUUAGCUCAAAUAUUUACAAAAGGGUUCGAGUCUCAUAUUUGAGUUUGCGGUGUUUAUUAUCUUUCAGUGCGCUCAACGAUGAACACUAAUUAUACGGAUCAUAUUUGCAAAGCACAGGAAUAGCCUAAUUAUAUUGAGGCUCAAGAACGAAGAUGGACCAGAGCCAGUCGGAUUCGUCUCCUAGUACAGACCACCCCU
Dissoconium aciculare CBS 342.82 is the source of this 1493-nucleotide messenger RNA. RefSeq lists its product as uncharacterized. The coding region runs from base 204 to 1124 and encodes 306 amino acids. The record is from RefSeq and is a predicted model, not a curated record. Lineage: Eukaryota; Fungi; Ascomycota; Dothideomycetes; Mycosphaerellales; Dissoconiaceae. The transcript has 3 exons.